Messenger RNA from Xiphias gladius (swordfish), 2616 nucleotides. RefSeq names its product occludin b (gene oclnb). Gene Ontology annotation, biological process: bicellular tight junction assembly. Lineage: Eukaryota; Metazoa; Chordata; Actinopteri; Istiophoriformes; Xiphiidae. The record is from RefSeq and is a predicted model, not a curated record. Bases 387 to 1826 code for a protein of 479 amino acids. Gene Ontology annotation, cellular component: bicellular tight junction; apical plasma membrane; cytoplasmic vesicle. The transcript has 9 exons.
CAGUGAAAAUCUGCCCCACACCUAAAACUCGGAGCUUGCGAAUACGACUCUCCGAGGCCUCGGCGUGUGGAGACCAGGGACUCCAGUCCCGAGGAAAGUGAAAGGCGCUUCCGCCAUUUCCUCGUAAUUGUAGAAGAAACUGCGGGGGGAGAGGACAGGUUAGUCCUGUAUGACCUGCGGAGAAGCCCACGUGACGAGCACACACCUGUAGGCUCGUCUUUCUCUGCUCCUUGGGCGCGCGGUCCGGAGGAUCCGGCAGCGCGCCUAGUGUGUGUUGUUGGCCGUCGUCACAUCACCGUCGCCUCUGUUUGCAUCGGGAUCGGACGGUUCAUCGCACGAGUUGCAUGUGUGUCUUUUAAGAGGGUGAGUGCCAGCUGGAUUUCGAGAUGCCGAGCAACAAACCCAGCCUCCCGCCGUACCAGCCAAAUGGUAACAAACACCAUAGCAGCAGACAUAGGCACAGUGAGCUCAUGUCCAACCCAGCCUUUUCCUACUACCCAUCCGAGAAAAUGCUUCACUUCUAUCGCUGGACUUCACCACCGGGUGUGAUGAAGAUAUUGUGUAUCAUCGUCAUCAUCAUGUGUGUGGCUGUGUUUGCCUGUGUGGCCUCCACACUGGCCUGGGACUACGAUAUGAGCCUCAUGGGUCUGGGAGGUGGAGCUGGCUUGGUACCUGGUUAUGGUGGUUCAUACGGCGGCUCAUACGGUGGCUCAUACGGCAGCAGUUAUGGCGGCUCAUAUGGAGGUGGCACUGGCGUUGGCGGUUCCUAUGGCUAUGGAGGAGCACAGAUGGAUCCCAGAGCUGGCAAAGGCUUCAUCAUCGCCAUUUCAGCCAUUACCUUUAUAGCUGUGCUCAUCAUAUUUGUGUUGGUUGUUUCGAGGCAAAAUGCUGCCCGCUCGUCAAAGUUCUAUCUAGCAACCAUCAUCAUCUGUGCCAUCUUAGCAUUUCUGAUGGUCAUUGCCACUAUUGUGUACCUGGUGGCAGUGAACCCAACAGCUCAGUCCACGGGGUCUGUCUACUACAGCCAGGUCCGCCAGCUGUGUUCCCAGUACCAGACACAGACCCAGGCUCAGGGCAUCUUCCUCAACCAAUACCUAUACCAUUACUGUGUGGUGGAACCCCAAGAGGCCAUAGCUAUUGUCCUGGGAUUCCUGGUGUUUGUUGCCCUCAUCAUCCUUCUGGUGUUUGCAGUCAAGACUUGCUCGCAGAUCAGGCGCUGGGGCCGGGACCGCAUUCUCUGGGAGCAAGUGAAAGUCAUAAGUGAUGGUCUACACAACAGUGUCGGGGAGUGGGUGAAAAAUGUGUCUGGUGACCCAGAGGUACUGUUGAAUGACCAUAAUGACAAAGUUGGAGGGUCCAGAGACUAUCUGAACCAACUGGACCACAGCAAGCCUCUUUACCUACCAGGAGACUCGGACAUCAGCAGCUCUGUGGGAGGCCUGAAGCCAUGGCUGAAGGACUAUGACACUGGUGCAGAGUCUGGAGAUGACCUGGAGGAGGAGGACUUCAGUGUUUUCUUUCCUUCCAUUGUGGAUGAGCAAGAACGUCUGAGCUACAAACGGGAGUUUGACCGGGAUCACCAGGAGUACAAGAGCCUGCAGGCUGAGCUGGACAGCAUAAACCAAGACCUGGCAUACCUAGACAGAGAGCUACACCGACACCCUGAGGGCAGUCCACAGUUCCUGGAUGCCAUCAAUGAAUACACCAGUCUGAAGAAUCUCAAAAAGUCCCCAGACUACCAGAUUAAGAAGAAAAGGUGUAAAUAUCUCAGGUCCAAAUUGUCGCACAUCAAAAGGAAGAUCAGUGAAUAUGACCGCCGACCUUGAAACUUCUCCUCUGAGACCCCUUCGUACAGGGAAAGUGACAAAUCUGCAAUUUUCCACCCCACUGUGUUUGAGAUUAUCACAAACCUACGUGAUUACUAUAGGUUUAUGUUAUAUCUAUAUCAAGCCUAUAUCAAGCCAAUAGACUGAGGUUUUAUCCAGAGGCGAGCAGGUGAAGGAAAUAAUUUUUUUUCUACUAUUGUAUUUGAUCAAUUCUUAGACCUCUCUAGGUUUCAUGAAGAACUAUUUGCAAAGAACAAUUCAGGUGUAUAAAAUGUUUAUGUAAUAUAAUAUAAUAUUUUUAGUUUCUCUACUGAAGUUACAAAAUGAGAAAUUUGAUAUGAGAUGCUUUUGUUUCAGUACUAGUGAUGGUACUGAGUGAAGCAGUUACUGUGCUUAUUUUCUAACUUUUUUAAAAUCAUGUUUGACGGUUUUAGAAGGCAAAGGUAAGACAAAUGAAUUUGUUUGACAUCAUUAAGUCACCAACCAUUCCUUGUAAAUAAUGUUCAUUUUUAGUCUUUAGAAACAAUUUAAAUUGUUGUGUAAUAAGCUAUUCUGUAUAUUUUUUGUGCUGUUUUCUUUAAAUGAUGGAACAUCCCUGUCCUUGAGAUUGUAAUUUCUUAUUGUAGACCUUUUCCAUGGUAUAUAUUAAAAGGAAACGCCCGAGUGUAAAUAACUGAUUAACAAUGGCACCUUUUCAUUUAGGUGUGCCAUCAACAUUUGUCUGACAUUUGUAUUUUACUGUACUAAAUUUCAGUUCUCAUUUUCUUUAUCCAAAAAUCAAUAAACAAUU